Messenger RNA from Pocillopora damicornis (cauliflower coral), 1495 nucleotides. RefSeq names its product lysosome-associated membrane glycoprotein 1-like. NCBI's taxonomy places the organism in Eukaryota, Metazoa, Cnidaria, Anthozoa, Scleractinia, Pocilloporidae. The record is from RefSeq and is a predicted model, not a curated record. Gene Ontology annotation, biological process: establishment of protein localization to organelle. Gene Ontology annotation, cellular component: plasma membrane; lysosomal membrane; late endosome membrane.
GUUUUUACGGGAUUGUUAUUCUCGUUCAGCGUGGAUGAUUAUUAGGUUAGGGUUAAUUAAAAAUCUGUUUAGUGCUCAAAAAGUAUCCCCGUCAAAAGCAUACUUUUCAUUUUCUGGUAUCCAAUUUGGAAGACAAUAUUUCAGAAAAAGCUGCCUGCACCCUUUUACCACACAAUUCACUUCAAUGGCGCAGAGAACAGCUUGUUUGUUUCAGCUGUAUCCUUCUGUUUUUGUCGGUCUGGUAAUUUUUUAUUUGACUUCUGAGGUAACAGCAAACUCCACAUCCACUAUGGUGUCUUUAUCAAUAUCGCCUUCAAAGGCAUCUACAUCAACUAUUGCAUCCUCAACAGUGGAUUUCUCUACAAUGCCACCCAAGACACAAAGCCCAGCAUCAGGAUAUGGUCAUUUCAAUAUAUCAGGGGCAGAUGGGAAACCUUGCCUCCUUUUAGAUAUCUCAUGUGCGGUGACCUUACAACUGCAAAGUGAGGAGACUUUUGACCUUCCACUGAAUGCCAUUCCAAGUGGAACUUGUGGAGAGAAGACAUCAUUUGUGUCUCUUGCUUGGAAAUCAGAAUCGGCCAACAUGACCAUCUCCUUGACAUUCUUGACUGUGAAGGACAAAUGGAUAACUACCAGCCUGGUUUUCACUUAUAUUAAAGACAUCAGUGGGAGUGAGUGGAAAGUGAGUGCAGCCCAAAAUAAUUCUGAAAAGCUGAUGAUGACAGCAGCAAAAGAGAAAAGUUUUAAAUGCAGUGAGAGCCUGGACAUAACACUUGAAGGGAAGAGUAAAGUCACAGUUAGCAUAAAAAAGAUAAAAGUGCAGCCAUUUGGAAGUGACUUUGGUGAAGCUGAUGUUUGCUCUCCAACGCCAGGUAAAAGCCCAGCUGAGCAUGUGGACACUAUUGUACCAACUAUUGUGGGCUGUGUGUUAGCUGGGUUGAUUGUUAUUCUUAUCAUUACAUACUUUGUAGGCCGCUGCAAGAGAACAGGUUAUGAAAAAAUGUGAUUACAAUUUUGUGGAGGUAGUCAGCUAACUAAUUGUGAUUGAGAAUGAUGUGACAGUGAUAAGACUGUUCUUGAUAAUGGAGUGUGAUAUUUGAAGUUGAGUGAGUAUUUGAAAGCAUCCUUUACUUAUUACGAAGACUAAACAAAGGGAAUGAAAUGGGUGAAUGAGAGCAGUUACUCAAGCUGAUUUCACUAGCAUGCAAUGCAUGCAAAAAGUUAAUCCAAAUAACUUGUUUUUGUGACUUGAUUCCCUUGUUUUCAAUAUAAAUUCAGAUAAACACAUUUUUAUUAACAGUUACUAGCACAUUAUGGUAAUUUUAAGGGCCACCUGCUUUCGUAAAAACUUUGAAAUCAUGUGCGUACAUUCUCAAUUGUUCAUAAUCUUUUUGAAGAGUACUCAUUAUUUUUUGAUAGAUGUGUCAUAAAGUGACACAAGUUUUUAACAAGCACUUGUUGUAAUUGUUUUUGAAUAAAUCUUCCUGUAAUCCUC